AUUAAACUAUAUAUUACUUAUCUAAGAAGCUCCACUCAUACCAAAACCUAACAUAUACAAAUCUAAAGGCAUACCUCUCUAUCUCUUAAUUAUAUUUCAAACUAACUUACAUUAUUUUAAUUAAGGUCAAAAACAUUUUUAAGUGGUCUAUGAGAUAUUUUCUAGAUUCACAAAAAUUUAAUAAGUUAAGUAUUAAUAAAUAAAUUUUUUUAAAAAAAUAAAAACCUAAAAAACAGAAUCUAGUAUCACCAUUCAAGUUAUUGUAUUAUAUAUAUUUAUUGGUUUAUAAUUGAAUUAAAUUUUUUAAAAUAUUUUAUUUUAUUUUUUAUUUUGAAAUGUUAUUUUUAUAUUUUUUGAAUUUUUUAAAAAUAAUUGAUUUUUUCGAAUUUUCUAUGUAUUUUAUUUUUAUUUUAUUUUUUAAGAAAGAAACCGACACGUGUCACCUCGUUGACUUGGUAAACAAGUAAACCUCUAUGAUAAAAAUGUCACUUUCAAGGUUUAAAAUGCUAGUUAAUAACGUUCAAUGUUUAAAGUGCGAGAAUGUGACACUCUUAGGGUUUAAAAUGCGAUUUUCCCCGAUAUAAAGUCUUUGUUAAUGAAUUGUUUGAAUUGAACGUUACAGGGGAUGAUGGUUCUAUGGCUAACGGCGAUGUUACCACAAGUGAAGCCAUCACCGUGUGUAGUAUCUACCGUAACCAAGUGCAGUUCUACGGCAGCGACAUCUUCUCAGUUGGCUCUUUUGUAUUUCGCGUUUGCACUUAGAUCGAUUGGAUCUCGUGGAAUCAGGCCGUGUUCUCUAGCCUUUGGUGCUGAUCAAUUAGACAACAAAGAGAAUCCCAAGUACGAGAGUGUUCUUGAGAGUUUCUUUGGUUGGUACUACGCUUCUUCAUCGGUUGCUGUCUUGAUCGCUUUCACUGUCAUUGUUUACAUUCAAGAUCAUUUGAGAUGGCGAAUAGGGUUUGGAGUCCCAGCGAUUCUCAUGCUACCCGCGGGUAUCUUGUUUGUUUUGGCGUCUCCUCUCUAUGUUAAACGCAAUGCGACCGAGAGUUUGUUCACUGGUUUGGCUCAAGUAGCUGUUUCAGCUUACGUGAACAGGAAGUUAAUGUUACCGGGUCAGAAUGACUCAUAUGGCUGUUAUUACCACCUGAACGAUUCUGAACUUAAAGCUCCAAGUGACAAAUUGAGGUUUUUGAAUAAAGCUUGUGUAUCAAGCAACCAAGAGGAAGACAUUGGUGCUGAUGGUUUGGCCUUAAACCCAUGGAGGCUCUGUACAAAGGACCAAGUUGAGGAACUCAAGGCUUUGGUCAAGGUGAUACCUGUAUGGUCCACGGGGAUAAUGAUGUCUAUAAACGUGAGCCAGAACUCGUUUCAGUUGCUUCAAGCUAACUCAAUGGAUAGACGUUUGAGCGACCAUUCAACCUUCAAAAUCCCACCUGGAUCUUUUGGCAUGUUCACAAUCAUAGCCCUAAUAGCAUGGGUGGUUCUCUACGACCGUGCAAUCCUCCCAUUAGCUUCCAAGAUCCGAGGCAAACCGGUUAGAAUCAAUGUCAAGAUCAGAAUGGGGUUAGGUCUAUUCAUAUCCUUCCUAGCAAUGGCGGUUUCCGCAACUGUCGAGCAUUACAGAAGGAGAACCGCAAUAAGCCAAGGACUUGCAAACAACGCCAACGGGAUAGUGAACAUCUCAGCGAUGUGGCUCGUACCGCAGUAUGUGCUUCACGGUUUGGCAGAGGCCUUAACCGGGAUAGGACAGACGGAGUUUUUCUAUACCGAGUUUCCUAAAAGCAUGUCUAGCAUUGUGGCUGCCUUGUUUGGUCUAGGAAUGGCAGUGGCUAAUAUAUUGGCUAGUGUGAUCCUCAAUGUGGUCAAGAAUAGCUCAAAGAAGGGUGGAGAGAGCUGGAUUGAAGAUAAUAUCAACAAGGGUCAUUAUGAUUAUUACUAUUGGGUUUUAGCCAUCUUGAGCUUCGUUAAUGUCAUUUAUUACAUAGUGUGUAGCUGGUCGUAUGGUCCCGCGAUGGACCAGUUGAGGAAUGAUAAGGUUAAUGGUGUGAGAGGAGAAGAACAAGAAGAAGCUGUUAAAUUAAACUAAAGAUGCAUGGUGUGUGUUAUAUAAUCUAAUAUAUUUGUAUACAUGUAAUUAUAAUUAUAUAUAUUUGGAUUUGGAUU
This is a messenger RNA of Brassica napus (rape), 2163 nucleotides long. Its product is annotated as protein NRT1/ PTR FAMILY 1.1-like. The record is from RefSeq and is a predicted model, not a curated record. NCBI's taxonomy places the organism in Eukaryota, Viridiplantae, Streptophyta, Magnoliopsida, Brassicales, Brassicaceae. The coding region runs from base 626 to 2086 and encodes 486 amino acids. Gene Ontology annotation, biological process: transmembrane transport. Gene Ontology annotation, molecular function: transmembrane transporter activity. Gene Ontology annotation, cellular component: plasma membrane. The transcript is spliced from 2 exons.